Messenger RNA from Rasamsonia emersonii CBS 393.64, 684 nucleotides. RefSeq names its product SH3 domain protein. Gene Ontology annotation, cellular component: ESCRT-0 complex. The record is from RefSeq and is a predicted model, not a curated record. Gene Ontology annotation, molecular function: protein binding. Bases 1 to 684 code for a protein of 227 amino acids. The transcript has 4 exons. Gene Ontology annotation, biological process: protein transport to vacuole involved in ubiquitin-dependent protein catabolic process via the multivesicular body sorting pathway. NCBI's taxonomy places the organism in Eukaryota, Fungi, Ascomycota, Eurotiomycetes, Eurotiales, Trichocomaceae.
AUGGCGACGCAGGGCGACUUCACGACCGCCAUGACCAAUCGGUCGCUCCGUACCAUCCGCGCUCUGUCGUCGAUUCUCUCCCAACUGCCCGAUGUGACCCAACUCCACGCUCCAGUCUCUCAGGCACAAUCGUCUGCUCCAGCGCAGACAUCAGCUCCCACUCCGGCGUACAGCCCGCCUACGAGCCAGCUGGCGAAUACUAGUCUGAACGAGAAGACUUCCGUUCCAAGCCAAAACCAGUAUCCCAGCACGGCACCCCCGCCUUCAUAUGCCCAAUCGGCUCCAGUUCUCUCGAUUGCCUCCGCUUUGUACGCCUACACACCUACGGAUGCUGGAGACCUGGCCUUGCAGCCGCAUGAUCGGAUCCAAGUGCUGGAACAUAUGAACAAUGAUUGGUGGCGUGGUCGAAACGAACGGACCAAUCUGGAAGGUAUCUUCCCACGGAGCUACGUUACCGUGUUGGAUGAGAAGCCCGCCCCUCCUGUCGCCGCACCUCAGCCGACAAACUACGGCAACAUGCCACUUGAAGUCAGUGAGAGCGGCUCGUCUGCCCCCACGUCGGGAGGUCGGAAGCCGAGCAAGUUUGAGGAGCAGGGCAAGAAGUUUGGAAAGAAGAUGGGCAAUGCGGCGAUCUUCGGUGCCGGAGCGACUAUUGGUUCCAACAUUGUCAACUCGAUCUUCUAG